Molecule: messenger RNA, 2011 nt
Organism: Mucor mucedo
Lineage: Eukaryota; Fungi; Mucoromycota; Mucoromycetes; Mucorales; Mucoraceae
Exons: 12
Coding region: 18-1988 (656 amino acids)
Biological process (GO): regulation of Golgi organization
Cellular component (GO): cytosol
Source: RefSeq, a predicted model, not a curated record
UGUUUGUUCCCCCUGAAAUGCUUUCCAGCGGAUUCAAUAUGAGUAAUGUUGUAAAACGACCAGAAUUCAAAGAAAAGUUUGUUGAAACAAGCAAAGAUCUAUUUAAAGGCUCAACACUCUACACCACAUCGGACGAAGCUUCUAUAUUUUGGGACAAUUACCUUAUCCUACCUGUCAAUGCUUUAUGCAUUACACAAUUAAUCCAGAGUCAAUCCGAAGAAAGUCUUCUUGAUUUACAGCACAACUUGAGUGGCCUCUUUCUCGCAUGUCUAGAAAAACUAGAGACGACCAGCACUUGCAUGAGCGACACAACACGUCAAAAGAACGCCUUGGCAGUACUCACUGUCCUCAUUCGAAAUCUCUUUUCCAAGAAACGUCUCACUCAUUUUAAUAUCAUUUCCAUUCUAACUGGACUUGAUAAAGCAGAUGUCUUGUUUUCGAAAUUAGUCAAAGCCAUGGAGACAACUUUAGAACAAGACGAAUUAAGGCAUCUUGUGUUACAAUUAGCUUUAGUCAUGUCUGCCGGUAGCGACAAUGUCAAUCAAAACGGAUUGAAUGGUUAUUUCAUGACAAAUGAUCUAUCAAAGACACUGUUCAAGAUUUUGGCAGAGCAAGAGACAGAUCAAAAUGACACAAGAGAUAUCGUCAUGUUAUUAGGAAUGCUGUCAAAUUAUAAUAAAUAUGAAUCCAGAAACCCGUAUCUAAUACAUCUAACAAAUUGCAAGCAAACACAAGCAUUGGAGAAUAUUAUCAGCAUGUAUACAACAACAUUUAUCAGUCUCAGAAGCCGAUAUAUUCAAAUAAACGACGAUGAAGAAACUCUUUCCAAAACGUUGGUUACAUACAUGUCACGUUGGUUUUCUUCUUCAGCUCCUCCAGCUCCUUCAGAUGCUGAAAACUCACAAUCUUUAUCCAGUCUGCCAUCAGCACAGACAGCUUUACUUUUGCCACUUUACGAUUUUAUCAAUACCAAUUCUUAUUUUGUCAACACGCUAGUCAAUACAUGUUCUCGUAUCGAUGCAGAGUCAAAAGAUCAACCGGAUGACAAGACGACGUUACUGACAGCUCUAUUAUCAUUUGCAUCCUAUCUUUUUCAAAAUAAUCGCACAGAUCGAACAAAUACCUAUUCCAGAUUAUUAUUAACCAUCCUCUUGCGUUUGAUGGAGGAAAAUGCAAUCAUGAACUAUAUCGCAAGAGAGGGUUCCUCUGCAAGCGUUCGACUCUGCCGUCAGCGCUCACCACCACUCCCAUUGCUGAAAUCCCAACGCUCCUUGUUUUGCAUUGUGUUAGAUAACAUGUUACUUUUUAUCAAGCAUAACGUUCGAAAGAAGUUGGAUCUAUUUUCCUACAAACUUGCGUACUCUGUGAUUCAUCGUAUCCUGUGUUUUAUCAGCAAGCACAAGAUUAGACUUGAGUAUCAUUGGGUGGAACUUUGGCCUACUUUAACCUCUGUGCUCCAUUUUAAUGCACUACGUUUAGAAGAUCUUCAACAAAAGGAAGAAUUUGGUUUAUAUCUCGGAUCCUUCAUGAGUGUGUUUAAUAUGUGUGUCACCUAUGGCGAGACAUUCUUAUCGGACACAAAGAGUUACGAUAGUCUUUACUAUGAAAUCAUUCGAGCUACCACGGAUUUCAUCCAAUUGUCUGAAUAUGUAAAUCGAUCCGUGAUGGUAAAGUCAAGAGGAGAUAGAUCGCCUUCUAUUACAUUUAACGAAUUUUACAAUAUUCAAUUGAUUUGCAAUCAUUUCAAACCUGCACUGGAUGAAUGGCAAGCUGCUAAAAAUAUUAAAUUUCCUACUCCAGAACAAGUGAUGGCUAUCAUCAAUGUAAAUUAUGCAACACUGGAAUUAAAGGCCAUGGAUAAACUGGAUUCGUAUGUGUCCUUUAAUGAAAUUCCUGCAGAAAUGGGGUUCUUUCGUCAAGUUUUGAGAGUAGUCGUGAUUGAUUAUUUAGAAUGUUAUAACAUUGAGCAUAUCAGCUUAAAAAAAUAAAGGGGUGGGGGAUAGAAUAUAUA